Messenger RNA from Lolium rigidum, 1590 nucleotides. RefSeq names its product pentatricopeptide repeat-containing protein At5g61800-like. Lineage: Eukaryota; Viridiplantae; Streptophyta; Magnoliopsida; Poales; Poaceae. Gene Ontology annotation, molecular function: protein binding; RNA binding. The transcript has 2 exons. Bases 6 to 929 code for a protein of 307 amino acids. The record is from RefSeq and is a predicted model, not a curated record. Gene Ontology annotation, biological process: RNA modification.
CGCUGAUGGACGGGUACAUCAAGGCUGGCCUGCUGGGGCUUGCCAUGAAGGAGUUCCAGCGGAUGCCGCAGCGGGACGCUGCAUCCUGGGGCACGGUGGUAGCCGGGUGCGCAAAGGCUGGAAGCUGGAAGCAGGCCAUGGGGCUGUUUGACAGGAUGAGGGUGGAGGGUUUCAAGCCAGACGACGUGGCACUGGCCGCAGCGCUGUCAUGCUGCGCGCAGCUCGGGGCGCUAGAGAAGGGACAAGAGGUCCAUAAGUACAUAACACAAAGCAGGCCCCGGCCAAACGUGUUCUUGUGUACAGGGCUCGUUGAUCUGUACGCAAAGUGUGGGCGUGUCGAUGUUGCCCGAGAGGUCUUCGACUCGUGCCCUGCGAGGAAUGUCUUCACCUGGAACGCGCUCAUCGUCGGGCUGGCAAUGCAUGGGCAUGGCACAGUGGCACUCGAGUACUUCAACCGGAUGCUGCUUCAGGGGGUUCGACCGGAUGGAGUCACUUUCUUAGGGGUACUGAUUGGUUGCAGCCAUGCUGGCCUGGUUGGCAUGGCAAAGAGGAUCUUCUCCGAGAUGGAGGGCAAGCAUGGUGUGCCUCGGGAGCUUAAGCACUAUGGAUGCAUGGCUGACUUGCUUGGUCGAGCCGGGCUCAUCGAGGAAGCGAUUGAGAUGGUCGAGAAGAUGCCGACAGAAGGGGACACUUACGUCUGGGGAGGUAUACUCGCGGGUUGUAGAAUGCACGGCAACGUGGAAGCAGCGGAGGUUGCUGCAAGGCAUUUGCUGGAGCUCAACCCUCAAGACAGCGGGGUGUACUCUGUCCUGGCCGGGAUCUAUGCAGAUGCUGCUAGGUGGGAGGAUGUUGCCAGGGUUAGGAAAUUGAUGGAUGAAAGGAUUGCUAGGAGAAAUGUCGGUUGCAGUUCCAUUACGGCGGACCACUAGCAUAGCACACAGUAUGCUGGUUGGUCGCAGGCUGUAGAUUCUACCUAGAAGGUCACCACUGCAAAGUACAAACUGGUUCAGUAAGAGGACUGCUACUCCUAGGAGCGGCAAUGACUUGUGUCGACUGGCAAGGACUCGGGCCUCUUUCUGUUGUGGACUUUACUCUGCAAGUGCGUGUGAACUGUAACUGGGGAAGUAUGAAUUCUGAUAGGGAUUCGUCUUGCAGUCACACGCAUGUCGCCCGUGCAUGACAUUACAUAUUCUUGGACUUCUUUGGCAGGUAGAUUUUCUUGCAAAUCAACUGCUCAUGCUGAACUGCUGAUGGAAAUGAAGCCAGAGCAUAAAUUGAAAAGGGAUGAGGAAAAGUUCUGGCCAGGUGCAGGUAAUAUUUUUGGCAUGCCUAGUUGGCGCAGCCCACUUUGCUUUCAAGCCAAUGAAGGCUACAGUUCGAUGCAGCCCUGAAUUCGCAGAUCUCGCUGUUCUUCGGUUUGGUAUUGUACUUCAGUUGAUCUAUGGGUAAUGGGUUGUCGCAGAAACUUAUGUGCUACAGAGUACAGAGUUGAAGAGGACACAACAUUCAAUAAUCAAGGAUUCAAGGUGAGACAACAAGUCGCUCAUUGGUGCAGACAGGGCGCAGAGCUGGGGACGGGGAGGUGGGACA